Raphanus sativus (radish) is the source of this 1596-nucleotide messenger RNA. RefSeq lists its product as uncharacterized. Lineage: Eukaryota; Viridiplantae; Streptophyta; Magnoliopsida; Brassicales; Brassicaceae. Gene Ontology annotation, cellular component: cytoplasm. The record is from RefSeq and is a predicted model, not a curated record. Gene Ontology annotation, biological process: biosynthetic process.
UAGAUAUACUUUCUCCUUUCUUCACUAUAUACUUUUAUUCUAUCUCCCGGCGACCGAGAUAGAAUAGAUCGGUUGCUGCUUUGUAGAGUGUGAGAUCAAAACACCUGGUAGGAUCCCUGUGUCUGUUAUUGAGACGAUGGGAAGCUCAACGGAGGAGAAAGUUGUGGCUGUGAUCUUGGUCGGUGGUCCGACCAAAGGUACUCGGUUUCGACCCUUGUCCCUGAACAUUCAGAAUCCAAAGCCUCUGUUUCCCAUUGCCGGACAACCAAUGGUGCAUCACCCAAUCUCAGCUUGUAAAAGGAUUCCCAACUUAGCUCAAGUUUAUCUCGUUGGCUUCUACGAGGAAAGGGAAUUUGCACUUUACGUCUCUGCCAUUUCCAAUGAACUCAGAGUUCCCGUCAGGUAUCUGAGAGAAGACAAGCCACACGGUUCUGCUGGUGGUUUGUAUCACUUUAGAAAUCUUAUCAUGGAAGACAACCCGUCUCAUAUCUUCCUCCUUAACUGUGAUGUUUGCUGCAGCUUCCCCUUGCCUGAAAUGCUCGAGGCUCAUAGGAAAUAUGGUGGAAUUGGAACUCUUCUUGUGAUCAAGGUUUCUCCUGAAUCAGCAAACCAGUUUGGAGAACUAGUUGCAGAUCCUGUUACCAAUGAGCUUCUUCAUUACACCGAGAAACCCGAAACUUUUGUCAGUGACCGUAUUAACUGCGGUGUUUAUGUAUUCACACCUGAAAUUUUCACUGCCAUAAGAGAUGUUUCCUCUCAAAGGAAUGAUACAGCGACUCUGAGACGUGUUUCAAGCUAUGAAGCUCUUCGACCGGCAACAAGGAUACCGGCAGAUUUUGUGAGACUGGAUCAAGAUAUCCUUUCACCUCUUGCUGGGAAGAAACAGCUUUAUACUUAUGAGACUAUGGACUUCUGGGAGCAGAUUAAAUCUCCUGGAAUGUCGCUGAGGUGCUCGGAACUCUACCUAUCCCAGUUUCAGCUUACAUCUCCCCAAGUGUUGGCUAGUGGUGAUGGAACAAAGAGCGCCAUAGUGAUUGGUGAUGUAUACAUACAUCCUUCUGCAAAAGUACACCCAACUGCAAAGAUUGGUCCCAACGUCUCGAUCUCUGCAAAUGCUCGUGUUGGACCGGGUGUCAGGCUCAUCAGCUGUAUCAUCCUUGACGAUGUUGAGAUCAUGGAAAAUGCAGUGGUGACAAACGCAAUCGUUGGUUGGAAAUCUUCGAUCGGGAGAUGGUCACGUGUCCAGGCUGAGGGAGUCUACAACUCCAAACUUGGUGUUACGAUUCUUGGAGAGUCGGUUGCAGUUGAAGACGAGGUUGUGGUGACGAGUAGUAUUGUUCUUCCAAACAAGACACUCAACGUUAGUGUUCAAGACGAGAUCAUCUUGUAAUUGAAUCAAGAACCAACCCAAGGGGAGCCAUACCAUCUCCCUCAGUGUUGUUUACUGGAGAAUCACAGAAUCAGAGAUGUAUGUGGGAACUCUAUACACAUGAAUCAUUUCUUUACUUUUGAAUUAACUCUUCAACUUUUGUAUCAGAUUUCAUCACCCUAUACUUAGAGCAUCAUUAUUGCAAAAACCCACUUGGGUUUCUAAUU